Carya illinoinensis is the source of this 1148-nucleotide messenger RNA. Its product is annotated as transcription factor MYB60-like. The coding region runs from base 65 to 1045 and encodes 326 amino acids. NCBI's taxonomy places the organism in Eukaryota, Viridiplantae, Streptophyta, Magnoliopsida, Fagales, Juglandaceae. Gene Ontology annotation, biological process: response to auxin. The transcript is spliced from 3 exons. The record is from RefSeq and is a predicted model, not a curated record.
ACUCUAUUUGAAAAGGUCCACUGAAAUCUGAAGUGUCUGUGUGGAGAAGAGGUGAAAGUACGGAAUGGGGAGGCCUCCUUGCUUCGAUAAAGUUGGAGUGAAGAAGGGGCCAUGGACCCCUGAGGAGGACAUCAUCCUAGUCUCUUACAUCCAAGAACACGGUCCAGGAAAUUGGAGAUCAGUGCCUACCAACACUGGGUUAUUAAGGUGCAGCAAAAGUUGCAGGCUGAGAUGGACUAACUACCUCAGACCAGGAAUCAAACGAGGGAAUUUCACUCCCCAUGAAGAAGGGAUGAUAAUACAUUUUCAAGCUUUAUUGGGUAACAAAUGGGCUGCCAUAGCUUCUUACCUCCCGCAAAGGACAGACAAUGACAUAAAAAAUUAUUGGAACACCCACCUGAAGAAGAAGCUGAAGAAAUUUCAUCCAGUCUUGGACCCAACGGUAGCAUCAGACUCAACUACAACUCAGUUUGUAACCAAGAGCUUUAAUGAGAGUAGAAGCUUAGAUAUCAUCUCCAACCCUGCCGGCCCAUCUCUCAGGCUAAACCAGUCCUGUACAUAUGCCUCAAGCACGGAGAACAUUUCACGACUGCUAGAAAGCUGGAUGCAGAGAUCUUCACCAAAGACUGACACCCAUCUCAGAGGACCCCACGACAAAAUACUUGAGGAAGAAAACAAUGAAAAAAAGAGCGAUUUCGGCAGCUCCGCAGCGAUGACUAAUCUUCUUCACUGCUACCAACCCAAAGCCGAACAAGAAGGUAACGGUGAUUUGGUCUCUCACGAAGAGUUUGAUUCGAUGUUAUCCUUCGAGAAUAUGAACAAUGCAGCGUGGGACAAGUCGACCUGCGAUUCUGUGCCCGAUCAGAGUCCUCGAACUGCUGCUGCUGCUGCGAAUUGUGAUCAGAAAGUUGAUGUGACGACGGAGCGAAAUAAACUGAGAUCUGAGAAAAAUCCUCCAUUAUCAUUUCUUGAGAAGUGGCUCUUGGAUGAAAGUGCUGGCCAAGUAGAGGAUGAUCAAAUGAUGGAUUUGCCUCUAAUGUUCUAAGAUCAUGAUUUAUUCUUUCAGAAAGCUCGUAGAUAUAUAUGAUUCGAAUCCGUCUUUGCAAAAGCAUGUAAUUUAGAAUUUCUUAAUGAAUUAUCUUAAGUGA